Molecule: messenger RNA, 534 nt
Organism: Plasmodium knowlesi strain H
Lineage: Eukaryota; Apicomplexa; Aconoidasida; Haemosporida; Plasmodiidae
Product: conserved Plasmodium protein, unknown function
Exons: 1
Coding region: 1-534 (177 amino acids)
Source: RefSeq, a predicted model, not a curated record
AUGUUCAUGAACACACUGCACCAUGCCAAGUUUUGGAGAACCGCUUUUCUGAAGACUAGAAGGAUUUUUCAAAAUGACGCAUAUACUGCAUUUAACAGAAACGAAAGGAAAAGACGCGCCACAAUUGUGUAUGACCGCGUUCAAGCGAAAGAGGAAAAAAUUAAAAAAGGAACAUCACCCAGAUUAGGCCCCGAGGAAAAUGCACAGGAAGACAAAUCACAGCAAAUGGAAGUACCACCCGCUAGGAGAAAAGACAAGGAUGAGUUUAACCAAAAGAUAAAAACCUUCUAUGUAGAAAAGAACGUUUAUUUUCUUGUGGGAUGCUUAUUUUCCUUGUACAGUAUAUUUGUGUAUGAUUUCUUCACAAACAGGUGUGUGCAAAUAUUUUCCAAUUUUUUUUUUUUUAUUUUUCAUUUUACUAGGAAGACAGUGAAUAUGUUAGCCUGCGCAGUGCAUGCUCUGUUUAUUUUUUUUCAAGUGUGCGUUCUGUUCCUUAAAUUCGGCUCCAACUUGAACUUGCCAUUUGGUAAAUGA